Molecule: messenger RNA, 3109 nt
Organism: Chaetomium strumarium
Lineage: Eukaryota; Fungi; Ascomycota; Sordariomycetes; Sordariales; Chaetomiaceae
Product: exocyst complex component Sec10-like protein
Exons: 2
Coding region: 209-2806 (865 amino acids)
Biological process (GO): Golgi to plasma membrane transport; exocytosis
Cellular component (GO): exocyst; cytoplasm
Source: RefSeq, a predicted model, not a curated record
CGCCAAUUGCUGUCCCGUGCUACUUAACAAGGAAUGAAUGUUAGAGGAGCAAUCCGCUAUGCACCGCGGAUUCGAGUCCAACAGACAACGGCAUUGUCGCGUUUUGCAGGAGCUGUUGAGGCCCAUCAGAAGAAGUCGGCGAUCAAAAAGAUUGCCCAUGCGCGCACGCCGCCCGGCCGACGAGAGGUGAGAGGUGACAGGCGUGGCCAUGGAGCGCGGCGGGUCCAGCGCCUCGCGCCCGCUCUUCCCCAGCGGCCCCAGCUUCACGCUCGACGACUUCUCCAACAAGGACUUCAUUGUCGGCGACUUCGUCGACUCCCUCGCCGAGAACGCCCUUCCCACAAGCCGCCGCUCUGGCCCGGCGCACCAGGCCUUUGACCCAAAACCCUUGAUCAGGACCUUUGAGAGCUCCCUAUCGGGACUGAGCGCGCUUUCAGAGGAGCUGCAACAGCGAGAAUCCGAGCUUCUAUCCCAAGUUCGUCGCGCCGAGAUCCAGCAUGACCAGACCCUCGAGACCCUUGGUCGCAAGCUCGACCAGUCCAUGGCACAGUUCGAGGCCCUCGACCUGACGCUCAAUAACUCCAGUUCAACGCCAAAUGGUAACAACCGCGCAGACGGCGGAGGAGGGGGGGCAGGAGGAGGAGGAGGAGGAAACAUUGCCGUGCAGAUCGGCGAGAAACUCGAGGAACUGGAUCGGAAACGGAGGAAGGCGCAGGACGCCAACUUCCUGAUCCAGUGCUGGAUGGAGGUCACCGAGACGGGCCAGCUAGCGUCACUGGAGGAGAUACAGCGUCAGGGAGGCGCGGAGAACAAGGUCCGGUGCGCCGUCAUUGCUCGCCAGCUGAUGCGCAUCAGCCAGCGGCUCGAUCCAGUAUCCUGGGGGCAGGCGGCCAACGGCUUCCGAGGCAAUGGCAUCACAAACGGGGUCACAGGUACCAACCGGCGGCACAACACGCGGGAGGCGCUCGAGAAGUUCUCGGAGCUGCUGGAGCAGGACCUGCUCAAGCAGUUCAACAACAGCUACCGCCGCCAGAACUUCGACGACAUGAUGGAGUGUGCUCGGGUGCUAUAUGACUUCAACGGCGGAGCCAGUGUCAUUGCUGCCUUUGUCAACCAGCACCAGUUCUUCAUUGACCGGGAUCAGCUCGUAACGGACGAGGUCACCACCGACGGCGAGACAUGGGAUCAGCUUGCCGACCCGGACUCGGACCCGCCAGGCGUCGAGCCGAGCCUGCAGUCGCUCGUGGACGAAGUCAAGAUCGUGAUGCAGGAAGAGUCGUUCAUCAUCAAGAGGGCCUUUCCGUAUUACGAGAUAGUGCUCGGCAAGUUCAUACAGCGUGUCUUCCAGCAGUCGAUCCAGCAGAGGCUGGAAAUGGUCCUAGACAAAGCCACCACCAUCUCGACGCUGGCGUUCCUGCGCUCGUUACAUGCGUCUCGCGCCUACAUCGGGGCCCUCGUCGAAGAUCUCAAGACGCACGGUUUAACCGAGCACCCGGAGCCGUGCUCAGCUCAGAUCUCGCAAACCCUGGAUCAGCAGCUGGAGGAACUGUUCAUCCCGUACCUGGUUGGCAAUUCGUACAUCGACCGCGAGAGGCGGAGCCUGGAAGAGAUGUACAACUCGCUGCUGUUUAAAUUCACGCUCUACCACUCGCGGCGGAAGAAGGCGCCGACCGGGUUCAUGGCUGCCAUUGCCCAGCAAGGCACGCAGCUUAUCGCGUCGGCAAAGGAUGCGUACAUGGAGCGUCUCGAGUCGUCCGAUCUAACUCCCACGCAGAAGCGGAUGAUGCUCCGCGUAGCACGCAUCCAGGACAGCAGCAGCAACAAGAACGACAUUGAGGUAUCAGAGCAGGACGGCGCCCUGAGCGUUGCCUACGCGAAGCGCAUGAUCGGCUGGCUCGCCGAGAGCGUGCGCCGCACGCUCGAGAUGGGCUCGGCGAGCGAGACGCCCAAGGACGUCAACGUGCUCCUUAACCUGCUCCUCACUACCGUAGGCCAGGUCUACGUCGAGACGGCACUCGACGCGGCGCUCGAUCAGGCGACAUCGCAGGAAAACUCCAAGACCGAGCCCGACCUCCAGUACCUCCCCAGCCUGCGGCCCGCCGUCACCAUCACAAACCUCAUGUCCCGCUUCAUCACCACCGUCCUGAUCCGCCUGGCCGAGUCCAACACCACGGUGCGCCGCAGCAUGGAGGCCCAGUCCAAGAUGGCCAUCGACGCCACCGAGCGCAAAGCCAACGCCGUGAUGAAGAGCACAAUGGACGUCGUCCUCAACUGGGUGGCCAAGCUCCUCUCGCAGCAGAAGAAACUCGAUUUCCGUCCCAAGGACAACGACCUCGAGGGGCUCGUGGACUCACUGCAGACGCCAACCUGCCAGGCCAUCUGCACGUUCCUCUCCUCCAAGGUGGCGGUCGCGGCCCGCCAGGCAGUGGACGGCCACAACCUGGAGAUGUUCGCGUCCGAGCUGGCCCUGGCCGUCCACCGCCUGCUGUUCGAGCACUUCAAGAAGUUCCAGGUGAACGCCACCGGCGGGCUGAUGGUGACUAAGGACAUUGCCAAGUACGUGUCGACCGUCAAGGACUGGCCGCUCACCAAGGAGGUCGAGCAGAGCCUCGAGGUGCUGACCGAGGUCGGCUAUCUGUUCAUCAUCGGGCCCGAGGCGCUCAGGGAGCGGUCGAGGAACCUCGCGUCUGGGUCGGCGGGGUCCGGAGGCGGCAAGAAGCUUGGGAAGGCCGAUUUCAAGGCGUUUGUGCAGAAGCGUGAGGACGCCGGAAGUGCCGGUGUACAGAGCGUGUUGGCGGGGCUGUGAUCUGGGGACCGGAGGUCGUAACGUCAAUAUUGACUGGCGUUGAGAGAGAGGGUUGCCGUGGUGGAUACUGCUGGGAACUGCCACGGUCUGGGAAGGGAGAAGAGAGGGAGUGGUGGCGGGGGGAGAAUACUGUAUGCCUUGUGCAGCACGCGUAUAUUCUGUCUGACGUGCGGGGUGAUUGUUUGAGUGCGAAUGAUACCAGUAUGAGCGUGCUUUAGGAGUAGUACUAGUAUAUGCUCAUCGGAAGGAGAGAGAGGCUUUGUCGAAGCAUCACGCCCAGAUAUAAGAGAUCUCGACAUGACA